UAAUAAUGGAUAAUGAUAAGUUAGAGUCGUUCUGCUCCUGAUGUUCAGAGGGUGAUGGAAGUGGGAAAGUGAGAAAGAUAUCAUAUAUGAGCCUGUCACAGGAUGAAGACUCUUCAAGGAUCAACUCGGAAGAAUUAAAUGAAUUUGAGAGUUUUCAUGAAAACUUCAACUCUGAUUGAAAAGAGGAACAUCUUAACCCAAAUAGUCAAACUCCUCGCUGGGGUCACCAAUUUAGAGACCAAAAGAAAACUAUUCUUCAAAGUGCAAUGGAUAAGGGCUUUUAUUUGAGAGACGGCGAUGAUGCAUGCACUUCAGGAGUUUCAAGUACAGAUCAUCAUGAACUUCUUGAGGAAGCUAAAGACACCCUCAAAUUUUAUGAUAGUAAUAAAGAGAAUAAACUUAUUUGGUAUGCUGCUUAUGAUACGGAAAUGAAAAAUGAAAUCUUCGAGUAUCUCCUUUCUGGGUGAACAGACAAAACUCCAAUUUCUGAUAAAGUUUCAAUAAAACUGGAAAACUUUGAUAUAGUUUACUCAGAAAUAUCGAAUCAUCCAGGGAUGGUCUAUCUUCAGCAGAGGACUUGUGGUUCAUGAUUUGUUAGACUAUAUCUUAUUACUAAAAAUCAAUUACUGGACAUAGCUAAACUGAAAACAAUAGCUUAUAGUCAAGAAAAUCAUGAUUUUAGGCUACUAGAGUCUCUUCUUGUCUCAAAUAAAGACUCUGCUAUUAUAAAUCCAGAUCUUCCUUAUGGAUAUUUCUUAAGAGUCGGAGACUACAAAGGAACAUCAAUUUAUACUUUGACAAGUCUUUCUCUUCAAUCUUCAUCAGAUAUUAAGAAUUCUUGAGAUCCUUCAAACUUUUAUAUCAGUGAGUUCUUCAAAGGAAUUGCUGAAAGUUUUCCCAACUUCUCACCUGAUUUCCUGCUUUAUUACAUAAACUCUAAGAAGGGACUCAGAAACAGGCUAUCUUCCCAGCUAAUGAUGGAACUGAGAGGAUACUGUAUUCUAAACGAAAGCCACUUUGUUCAACCUAAUGAGCCAAAACAAGAAGAAAGCAUUCAUAAAUUACUCUGUGAUGAAGACCUUGACCAAAGUGAAUAUCCCAGAUCCAAGAGUCAGUCUGCUCAAAAAUGUAUCAGAAAGAGUACCUCUCCUUUAAAUGAUUGAGAAAGAAGAAUCAAGCGGCAAAAUAGUGAGAAAAGCUCAGAAUUUCAGCAUUCCUUACUUAAGAACAAAAGCAGCGAAAAUGUACUCACCACAAGUCUUGAAAACAUUCCUGAGCUGAGUUUUGAAGCUAAAGAUGUGGAUGUUGACAUUUUCUUAAAAUCUGAAGAAAAUAAGCCGCCUAUGAAGCCACAAUCUGAUCAGAACAAAGUAUUUAUAGUAAACCGAAAUGAGAAAACUCCUGUACCUGAGCAAGACCCAGACUUAUUUUGUGAUGAAGAGUUGGAUGCUGACCUAGUAACUCAUGACUAUAGCCAAAAGCCUAACUUUGCAGGAAUGAUAAGCCCAGAUUUAAUUGAUAUCCCAUCUGAUAUUUCCCAAUUCGAGAAAAUCAAUAAAUCUGAUGAGUUUUCCCAUACCAAAACUGUUGAAGGUCUCGAAGAAUUUAUGAAAUGGGGAGUGAAUUUAGAGUGAGAAUCUCUUAAAAAUUAUCUUCACCACGAAGAAUAUCCUUGAGAUGACUCCAAGUCUUCAAUAUUUACGAAAGGAGAUCAAAAAAAUCAGAACCAAGAGGAAUUCAAACUGACACAUGAAGAGACUAAACUUGAAGAACCACGAAUCCAAGAAUGAUCUCCUGCUGAUCUUCCCUCUAUUAAUAUUCCAAAGAGAUUCGUAUCCAGUUGCCAAGGAGAGAUUAAAGAGAAAAUGCUGGAUAGAAUCAAUCGGACAUGAUAUGGCUCACUUCUAAGAAUUGACAGCAAAUUUUUGCAAAGAUCUCAAUCAUGAAAAGCAUCACUUUUAAAAUUUAAAACUGCAAGAGGACAGCUUAAAACUUUGAAAAUGUUUAAAAAAUUACAAACUUUACCGCACAAAAAUCAUACUAAAAGAUUCUUUUCAGAAGAGAAAAAUAAGCAUAAUGCUCCUAAGAAGGAUGAUAAUUUUAAUAAAGACAUCACCAAAGAGCCUAAAAAUGAUUGUUCACUGCCACAUCUCAAUAAACAAGAAGGGUCAAUAGAAUCGCAAUGAGCCAACUGUUUCCAAGAAAUUCAGCUAUAUACCUUUGCUAAAAAUACACCCAACCUUAAGAGGCUAACCUCUUCAUCACCAUCUCUUAAAAAUCCUAUUGGAACUCUCACAAUAGACCAAAAAGAAAACUGUGAGCAUCCUGCAAACAGAACUACGACUAAUAUUCGUCAAGAAUUAUGAAAUACAGUAAAGAAGACUUCUCCUAAAUCAAAGCGAGCUUGCAUGAAGAAUUCUGGUCUUAAAGAACAUGUGAAGCCUCAAGCUACCAAACUAUACUACCUUGACAUUACAGCUGAAUCGUCAAGGUUCAAAAGGGACGGAGGCAAAAGCUCAGUCUCAAGCAUCCAGAACAUCAAACAUUCUUCAGGAUUUCAUUUAAACAAGAACAAGACUCAUAAUAUGAGUUAUGAUAAAAAUAAUCCGAUAAGCAAGGUGAAGAAGAGCCAGAAGGAAACAAAGAUUCAUCCUUCAAGAAGGAUAUGGAAUAAACGAUCUCCUCUAGCGAAUAAAAGCUUCAUGAAUUAUAAAAAUAUUAAAGGAAAAUACCAUUUUGGCUAUACACCUAAAUACCGGAAGAGUGCAAAUAGAUCAAAAAUUAAGAAAAAGUGUUCAGAAAUUCACAAUGACGGUGAAAAAGAAAAUAUGGUUAAAAACAAUCAGUCAUACAGUCCUGUUCUAGGAAGGAAGAAGCCAGAGUCUAUUUCAAGUAAUCCCUACAGUGAUUCACCAUGAAGAGUUAUGAAGCCAAAAAGGCUGCGUAAAAGAAUCAACUACAGUGAGCAAAUUAAAUGCAAGCACCUUCAAAGGAGUCACGAUGAGACUAUUGACUCUAUAGAGACUUUAGACGACUCAGACCUUAAUAAACUUCUCAAGUUAAAUCUAGACUUAAUCCAAGCUUUCUCUGAAGGAAUAGAAACUUCUCGAAGCAUCAUAAGUUCUCUGACCAGUAAUAAUGAAGUUAAUAAGAAAGAAUUAUUAUUCCAGCUCAGGAAGAUAGAAAAUCUGCGUAUAGAGUUUCAGAGCCCAAGAUAUGCUAGAGAGAUUAACCAAAUCCUGCAGAAAAUUCAUAUAAAAGAGUAACUGAAGUUUCUCAAUGGAUCUGAGCUAUCCAUUUUAUUGCGGUUCAAUUUAAU
Messenger RNA from Moneuplotes crassus, 3319 nucleotides. NCBI's taxonomy places the organism in Eukaryota, Ciliophora, Spirotrichea, Euplotida, Euplotidae. The record is from the annotation of a GenBank genome assembly.